AUGGAAAUCUGGCGUGCUAUGACCCUUGCUCACACGGUUGGUGAUAAGCACAGCAUUGCGAGGUGUCACUACUGGCUCGGUCGAAUUUCCCUCCAACGAGGAAGAUUUAACAAGGCUUAUGCUUACUUUGAUAAGGCGAAGCCAGAUCUCAAUGGUCGAGUGUCGUCCGAAGGAGAGACUGUGGACUUCUAUCUAAUGGUUUGCACUCCAGGUAUGAGCACCCAGUAUAGAACUCAACUGCUGCGCGAAUACAGCCAGUCUGUGACGAAAAGGUAUCUCCAUCAGGAAGACGAAGAAACUUCAAGCAGCCCUUUCAACCGUCGACACCAGAAUCCGCGAAAGCGCAAGCGCGAGCUGCACGAUAUCAAAAUCGCGCUUCGUCCAGCCGACCUUCCUAGCUCACAUCAUAGGCGCUCACUAAACCGAUCAAUGGUCCAACAUCGUUCGCCAGCACGCAAGGUAGUUUGGAUCUUACCUAACACUGACGACCUUGAAAUAAAUCGAAAUCAAGAGCUAGAUCUGUCGAACAUUUCUGGUGAGAAGACCAUACCUGUGAUCGAGAGCAGAGAAACACCCACAAGUACGACCCAAAUGAAUUUCCCUAUACUUGCAGCAGGACGGAGGCACUUCACAUUCCGUUGUUACCUUAUCGGACUAUCGGGAUCCAGAGCGCGUCAUAGUAUGAAUAUAUUCUCUCGGCAGCCUGGUGGGCCAGCCUUGUCGAUUGAAGAGGGACAGAAGCUGCAAGCUGCCAUGAAAACGCAAAAAAUAACCAUGGCGUAUCUUGAGCGCGAGAGAGAAUUCCUGUCCGGAAGGGCCACUCUUGUCACCCUGCAAAAGGCUCCGCCUGCCCAUUAUAGAACGGACUCGGAUUCAAUGAGUUGGGGGACUGAUGUCGAGAUUGUUGUGGAAGUGGAGUAA
This is a messenger RNA of Penicillium waksmanii, 921 nucleotides long. RefSeq names its product tetratricopeptide repeat protein. The coding region runs from base 1 to 921 and encodes 306 amino acids. The transcript has a single exon. NCBI's taxonomy places the organism in Eukaryota, Fungi, Ascomycota, Eurotiomycetes, Eurotiales, Aspergillaceae. The record is from RefSeq and is a predicted model, not a curated record.